AUGGCCAACAGUCGGUCCGCUAUAAAAGACCAUGGCUACACAUUAGUGAGUAAAGAAAAGAACCUGGUGAAAAAUGAAGGUGGUGACCAGUUUGUCAUUAAAAAGUUAAAAACUAACCAGGAUGAAUUAAAUUUUCUCCUAGAGCUCACCCAUCCACACAUCGUCCAUCAUAAGGAAACCUUCCCAGAUUCAGACUGUUUGUGUCUUCUGUUGGAGCACUACGAAGGUGGAGAUCUUGCUCAGAAAAUCAAAAACAAAAAGGAGGGAACAGAUACAUUUUCUGAGAAUGAGAUUCUGGACUGGAUUGUGAACAUCUGCAUGGCUUUGAAAUACCUGCAUGAUAAACAGAUCCUGCAUAAAAACCUGCAGCCUGAGAGCAUCUUCUUCACUUCAUUUGGAACCAUCGGUCUUGGCGAGUUUGGAGUAAUUCAUCAAUGGUCCACCGAAGAGCCAGAAGAAGAAAAUAAAGCUUCAUAUGUUGCACCUGAGAUUUUGAAUGGAAGACCUUAUGAGGAGAAAACUGACAUAUGGAAGUUGGGGUGUGUCAUCUAUGAGCUGUGCAUGCUGAAACGUGCGGAGAAUACUUUUCCAGCUGUUGAAAAGAUACUCACAUCCUCUUAUAAAGCUCUUCCUCUGACCUUCUCUGGAGAUCUUCGUCAGCUGAUAAAAGAGACACUUCAACCUGAUCCAGCAUGCCGUCCAUCUGUCAGUGAGAUCUUGACCAGACCUUUUAUUAUUAAUCAUCUUCACAAAAAGAUCUUGCAAAGUAUUACGACUCUUAAUAAGAAACUAGAGGACCUAAGAGCACUAGCUAAUGAUUUGGAAAAAGUCCAUUUCAACACAACCGUAGGCAGUCUUGCGGGGGGUGUAAUGGGAUUGGCUGGAGGAAUCGCAACUGUGACGGGAAUUGUUCUCUCACCAUUCACUCUUGGAGCGUCUCUGGUAGUAACAGGAUUGGGAAUCGGCACGGCAGUAGCUGGAGGAGUAACUGCUGGUGCCUGCAACAUAACAAACAUGGUUAACCAGAGCACAAACAGGCAAAAGAUCAAAAUGCUCAUAAAAGAGUUCCAAGAAAAGAUUACCUCCACAGUUUGCUGCAUCGAAAACAUCCAAAGAGCUCUGGAAACUUUAGAAGAGCAGUCCACAAUCAAUGAUGAGUUUUCCAACGCACAACCGGGGGCAAACGCUGGAGCUCGAAUUGGACGAGGACUGGGAGGAAUUCCGGAGAUUUUCCGUCUAAUUCAAAUUGCAAAUGUUGGGAAGGUGGCAGCUCAGGCCGCAAGAGUCGUUCGUGUGGCUGAAGCGGCUACAGGAGUUUUGUCUGCACUUUUUAUAGCUGUUGAUGUCUUCUUUGUGUUUCUCGACUCUAAAGAAAUCCACAAAAUACGCCAAGUUAAAGCGUUAAAAGAUAGUCGAAAAGCAAAUCUACUGGCAGAAGAGCUGAAGUCUGAGACCAUGAAAUUUGUGACAAAAAUAAAGGAGACGACAGAGGAGCUUCAGAAAAUUUUGGAUGCACUUCAAGAUGCAAUGCUACCAAACUAA
Molecule: messenger RNA, 1542 nt
Organism: Paramisgurnus dabryanus
Lineage: Eukaryota; Metazoa; Chordata; Actinopteri; Cypriniformes; Cobitidae
Product: probable serine/threonine-protein kinase nek3
Biological process (GO): lipoprotein metabolic process; lipid transport; protein phosphorylation
Cellular component (GO): extracellular region
Molecular function (GO): ATP binding; protein kinase activity; lipid binding
Source: RefSeq, a predicted model, not a curated record